AUGUCUUCUUAGAGUGACGUCAAGAUUGUGCGUCACAUCUUUGUCAGUGAACAAAAUGGCAACCUACUGCUUAACUGUCAGCCGGCUUCAGCUUGCACUAGGGCAGGGUGCCCGCCGCCUGCAUGUGACUGCAGCCCUUAGCGCGAAGGCCAAGGUGUCCAUGAGCCGCUUUGAGCCGGGCAACCACAUCAACUAUGAGAAGCUCCAGGCCAACGUCGACAUUGUGCGCAAAAGGCUCAACAGGCCUCUCACGCUGUCUGAGAAGAUUGUGUACGGUCAUCUGGAUGACCCCCACGGGCAGGAGAUUGACAGGGGCCGCACGUACCUGCGUCUGCGCCCUGACCGCGUGGCCAUGCAGGACGCCACAGCCCAGAUGGCCAUGCUCCAGUUCAUCAGCAGCGGCCUGCCCAGGGUUGCCGUCCCUUCCACCAUCCACUGUGACCAUCUCAUCGAGGCCCAGACUGGUGGAGCCCAGGACCUGAAAAGGGCAAAGGAAAUUAACGAGGAGGUUUACAACUUCCUUGCCAGUGCUGGAGCCAAAUAUGGCGUCGGCUUCUGGAAACCAGGCUCAGGGAUUAUCCAUCAGAUUAUCCUGGAGAACUACGCCUAUCCUGGAGUCAUGCUGAUCGGUACCGAUUCUCAUACGCCAAACGGCGGUGGCCUUGGCUCCAUCUGCAUCGGAGUGGGUGGUGCCGAUGCCGUGGACGUCAUGGCUGGCAUCCCCUGGGAGCUGAAGUGCCCUAAAGUGAUUGGUGUGAAGCUGACUGGCAGUCUGUCUGGCUGGACAUCCCCCAAAGACGUUAUUCUGAAGGUGGCGGGCAUCCUGACCGUAAAGGGUGGCACUGGUGCAAUUGUUGAGUACCACGGACCUGGUGUUGAUUCUGUCUCCUGCACAGGAAUGGCAACUAUCUGUAACAUGGGAGCUGAGAUUGGCGCCACUACGUCUGUUUUCCCCUACAACCAUCGCAUGAGGACCUAUCUGGAGAAAACUGGACGUGCAGAAAUUGCUGCUCUGUCUGAUGAGUACAAGGACCUGUUGGUACCCGAUGCCGGCUGUGAAUAUGACCAGGUCAUUGAAAUCAACCUGAGUGAGCUGAAACCCCACAUCAACGGACCUUUCACCCCUGACCUGGCCCACCCUGUGUCCGACAUCGGCAAGACCGCAGCAGACAGCGGGUGGCCUCUGGAGGUCAAAGUGGGCUUGAUUGGCAGCUGCACAAACUCCAGUUACGAGGACAUGGGCAGAGCUGCCUCCCUGGCCAAGCAGGCUCUGGACCACGGCCUGAAGUGCAAGGCCCAGUUCACCGUCACCCCCGGGUCUGAACAGAUCCGUGCCACCAUUGAGAGAGAUGGUUAUUCCAAGAUCCUCAGUGAUGUUGGAGGUGUGGUGCUGGCAAAUGCCUGUGGACCCUGCAUUGGCCAGUGGGACAGGCGUGAUACAAAGAAGGGAGAGAAGAACACCAUCGUGACUUCCUUCAACCGUAACUUCACUGCCAGAAACGACGCCAACCCUGCUACCCAUGCUUUUGUUACCUCCCCUGAGAUCGUCACAGCCAUGGCUAUCGCUGGCAGACUUGACUUCAAUCCUGAGACGGACUUCCUCACCGCGGCAAAUGGAGAGAAGUUCAAGCUCCAGCCCCCCACUGGCGAUGAGCUGCCCGCCCGUGACUUCGACCCCGGUGAGGACACCUACCAGCACCCACCGCCAGACGGCAAAACCCUCCGCGUGGAUGUCAACCCCCAGAGCAACCGCCUGCAGCUGCUGGAGCCCUUUGACAAGUGGAGUGGCAAGGACCUGCAGGACCUGCAAGUGCUCAUCAAGGUGAAGGGCAAGUGCACCACAGAUCACAUCAGCGCCGCAGGGCCCUGGCUCAAAUUCCGUGGUCACCUUGACAACAUCUCCAACAACAUGCUCAUUGGUGCCGUCAACACAGAGAAUGACGCAGUCAACAAGAUCAAGAACCAGCUGACCGGAGAGUAUGGUGGCGUUCCUGAUGUGGCUCGCCACUACAAGAAGAAUGGUCUGUCCUGGGUUGUGGUUGGAGACGAGAACUACGGCGAGGGCUCAAGCAGAGAGCACGCCGCCCUGGAGCCACGUCAUCUGGGAGGCAGGGUCAUCAUUGUCAAGAGCUUCGCUAGGAUUCAUGAGACAAACCUGAAGAAACAGGGCCUGCUGCCUCUCACUUUUGCCAACCCUGCCGACUACGACAAAAUUUGCCCAGAUGACAAACUCUCCAUUACAGGCCUCAAGGACUUUACUCCAGGAAAGCCUUUGCAGGCAGUCAUCAAGCACAGCGAUGGCAGCAAGGAGACAAUCACCCUGAACCAUAGCUUCAACGAGACGCAGAUCGACUGGUUCAAAGCCGGCAGUGCCCUCAACAGGAUGAAGGAAUUGCAACACUGAGGGGAGAUGGACCUGCCACAGAGAGGAGAGGUUAUAUUCAGGAGAGCAGAAAGUGGGAGAUGUCUUUUGAAUAGUCCAGAGGGGUUUAGCUGUUCUUGUUAUAAAUCAAAACUGGAUGUAAGCAAGGGAUAAGUUGAAAGUCACUCCCCCACCCCUUCAAUAGACAUAAUCUUUUAACCACACCACCAUGAUCACAUGAGCCAAUUUUCAGAUAUACAGGGAGGUCACUCACAAACACUCAUUUGCACAGGAUGCAUAAAGACUGUUGCGGCGCAGCUGGAGGUGUGACCCAGCUAGUCACAGGACUGCUUACUUGCAUGCAGUCAGGCAAACUUCUCUUUGCUGCUUGUUGAUGGUUAAGUCGAAUGAAAUGUUUGACUGACAGGUGCCGCUCUGUAUUUAUUUCACAAAGGGAAGCUCUUAGCAGAGCACAAAGUAGACAUACAUGCAUUACUGUCAUUGAUUUUUAAACUGGUAUUCUUUUUUUGCCUAAAACAAUGCUGCUCCUUUGUCAGUCUUGAAGUUGUCACCUGUGGCUUUUUAAAUGUCCUGAACCUGCUAUUAGUGCUGUCUCAAUACUGUACUGCAAUGGGCUCUGCAUGAAAUUUCUGUGAUUGAGUUUUGGUUUCUUGACCUAAGCGGAUGCUCUUUUGAUACUGCAGGUAGUCCAAUUGGACAAUUGUUGGACCUGUUUAAAUUAUGAAAGCAUUAUCUGGUUAUUCUCUGCUGUAAUGGGACACUGUGUAUUCAUGAUGGUCAAAUCCAUUUGUACGUUAGUUUAAUUUCUCUGAACUGUCGACAGAACGCCUCUCCCACUUGUACCACUACUGCUUGCCACCACCACCAAUAUUGCAGUCAGUCCCCUAAAUGUUCACCAUCCACACUGAAUGCCUCACAGGCCAGAGCUUGUACCAUUUACAAAGUAUUUAUUUAUGUUUUCCAUAAACUCCAGAUGUGCUUUAACCAAGUUGGAACAGAACGGUCCUGUCGUGACAGAUCAUGACUCAAUGCUAUCAGGGCCAGGGUUGGACGUCCAAACUUUCAUGCCCUUUUUACACCCUUUUUUGUGGGGUGGUGUAUUUCCUCAUUUUGUUUUUGUCAUAGAGCUAAACCCAUGAUGAGGUGUGUGUGUGUGACCUCUUUUAUUGGCCUGCAGUAGAAGCCAUGCAUCUCCCAUUGGCCAGCAGUGAUUUUGAACAAGCAUUUAAAAACAAAACUAACUAAAAUAGCCUAGACUGUUUCCAGUUUCAGUUCCAGAUUACCUCAAAGCGAAAAAUCCGUAAUAAAGCUAAGUGAAACACAUAGAAUCAUACAAUCCUGGUACUUCAUGAGCCUGCCCAACUAUGCUGAUGGAGCAGUGAUACCCUCUCUUUAUAUGUAGCUUUGCCAUUCACACUCUGACUUCCCCCAUACACUCCGCCUGCUAAACUUUGACUGUAUUUGGUUAACUCUUCUCCCUCUGUUCACAAUGGACAUUGUGUCUUGUUCCGUGUAUAUUGAAACGUUUCUUUUUUUUCCCUCUGGUUUGUUUUUGUUUUGCAUUUAAUGGCCAAAUGUGGUCUAACAGACCACUGGGUUGACAUAAAUUUAAUUUUAGAAAGAACCGUGAUGUCGGUGUGUGUGGUCUGUUCCUCACAGUGUGGUUAAGCCUGAAUGAGAAUAACUGUUCAAGGGUAGUGGGCUUGGCUAAAGUCAGACUUGUACCUUACUGAAUCUGUAUGUAAACACGCACAAUCAGUAGCCUAGCCCUAACAUCAAAGCUACAAUAUCACAUAAAAGAUUUAAGUUUAAGAUUUAAGUCUAGAAACAUCUGAAGUUAACCGUGAACAAAAUGAUUUCAAAUCUUCUAGGAAAUAAGUUGUUAUUUAGCUUGAAUGAAUUGAAUGCAUCUGGUUUUACUUAAAUUUCAAAUAUGUAAUGUUGGCUGACUGCAACUUGUAUAUAAAGUCAGAAUGUCUUUA
This is a messenger RNA of Alosa sapidissima (American shad), 4365 nucleotides long. It is a transcript of the gene aco2, whose product is annotated as aconitase 2, mitochondrial. The coding region runs from base 56 to 2404 and encodes 782 amino acids. Gene Ontology annotation, cellular component: mitochondrion; cytosol. Lineage: Eukaryota; Metazoa; Chordata; Actinopteri; Clupeiformes; Clupeidae. The transcript has 17 exons. Gene Ontology annotation, biological process: tricarboxylic acid cycle. The record is from RefSeq and is a predicted model, not a curated record. Gene Ontology annotation, molecular function: aconitate hydratase activity; 4 iron, 4 sulfur cluster binding.